AUGCCGAUCACCUGGACCAACCCAGAGGUACUCGAGCGCCUGUUCAUCGCAACACUCGCAAGCUUCGAUAACAAAGUAAACAUCCGCGAAAUCGCCACUCUCUACGGCGGCGAAAUGACCUACGACGCGCUUGAGAACCGGAUGCGCAAGUUCAAGAAAGCGGCUACUGCGCUCAAGGACGAGGCUGCUGGUGGUGGUGACGGUGCUGGUGCUGCGAAGAGCCCGGUCAAGACGCGCGCGAAGAAGGGGGGUGGUAGUGCUAGUCCGGUUAAGGGUGCUGUCAAGACCGGUCGCGUUACCAAGAAGAAAGCUCCGGCUGCUCCCAAGAUCAAGCCUGAGCCAGUCUUUGAGGACGAGGAGGGUAUUCAGGGUCUUGUUGAGGAGGAACUAGAGGCUGGUGAAGAGGUCAUUGACGAGAUUGAGGAGGAGGUCUAG
Messenger RNA from Alternaria novae-zelandiae, 435 nucleotides. RefSeq lists its product as uncharacterized. The transcript is spliced from 3 exons. NCBI's taxonomy places the organism in Eukaryota, Fungi, Ascomycota, Dothideomycetes, Pleosporales, Pleosporaceae. The record is from RefSeq and is a predicted model, not a curated record. The coding region runs from base 1 to 435 and encodes 144 amino acids.